UUCUUCUCUCUCUCUCUCUCUCUCUCUCUCUCUCUCUCCACUUUCCCUCUCUCACUGGACCUGCGUAACCUUGUUUACUUCACACAGAGAAAGCUUAAAUAAUGGGUGUUAAUUAUGAUACCCCAAAACUGAGUUUGCGCCCUGAUAUUGAGAUUGAUGAUGUUGAGUAUGCUGGAAAAAAAAGCACGAGAAAAGAUGCUUUGGGUGAGGAAGAGGAAGACUGGGGUUUGAUUCCAAAGAGAUCAAAAAAGGAAGAAAGGGAUUUAUCAGUCUCAGAUGACGAGAGUGACUCAGAAAGAGACACAGAUGGAGAAGAUGAAUCAGAGCAAGAUAUUCUUCAGCAGGAUGAUGAAAUGCAAGAACUUCAAAAGGAAUACGAUAGCAUCCGUGAUCAACAAGAAGAUAUCUUGGAAAUUUUGAAGCGAAACAAAGAUGAUGAUGUACUGAAAGGUCAAGCUGUCAAAAACCAAAAGGCUCUUUGGGAUAAAGCUCUAGAGAUACGGAUUUUACUGCAGAAAGCAUUCUCAAAUUCAAACAGAUUACCACAGGAACCUCUAAGGUCUGAGUUCUGCAAUGCAGACGAGGAGGUUGAUCAAGCAUAUUCUGAACUGGUGACCUCAACUGAGAAGACCAUACAAUGUCUCUUGGACCUACAGGAAGCUCUAAUUGAGAGGAACUCAUCUGUCUCACAAAAAAGCAGAAAUGGUACUAAAGAGGUAUCUUGUGAGGAUGCAACGACCUCUGACUCAACAUUGCAAGGUGUAGAUGAAACUUGGUCAUGUGUACAGCGAAUGCAUUACAGAAUUGCUCCAUUCAGAGAUAGUUCAAUAGACAAAUGGCAGAGAAAGACACAGAUGACCACCGGUGCAGCUGCUUUCAAAAACAAAUUACGUGCUUUUAAUCAGAACAUUAGUCAACAAGUGUCUGAACACAUGAGAGAUCCUAGUCGGAUGAUCAACCGGAUGCAACUCACAAGGUCUUCCCUUAAUAUUUUUGGAAAGGAUGCAGAAGGGGGUGCAAAUGGAAAGGAAGAGGUUCUCAAUGCUGAUGGUGAUCCAGAGCUUUUGGAUGACUCUGAAUUUUACCAACAACUUUUGAAGGAGUUCUUAGAGUCUUUCGAUCCUAGAUCUUCUGGAGCUAAUGUAAAUGGUUUGAAAAGGCCACAAAAGAAGAGGAAGGUGGUUGACAGGCGAGCUUCAAAGAGUCGCAGGAUAAGGUACAAUGUUCACGAAAAGAUUCAGAAUUUCAUGGCACCAAUGCCAAUGGUGCUGCCUGAUAUGGCACCUAAACUGUUUGAGAACUUGUUCGGCCUGCAAACUGUGAACUCGGCUUAGACCUUCCAUCUGUUCUUAGUCUUAGCCGACUUGUGAAUCGGCUUAAACAUUCUAUUUGUUCUUAAUUUUGGCUGGCUUUAUCCAAUUUUCUCUAUUUGUGUACAAUAUUGUAACUUAUUGUUCUCUUACAUUUGCCAUUUGUGGUAGAGUUUCAAUCAUCAGGCAUUUUUUCCUA
Messenger RNA from Amborella trichopoda, 1509 nucleotides. Its product is annotated as rRNA processing protein-like protein. Gene Ontology annotation, cellular component: nucleus; nucleolus. The record is from RefSeq and is a predicted model, not a curated record. NCBI's taxonomy places the organism in Eukaryota, Viridiplantae, Streptophyta, Magnoliopsida, Amborellales, Amborellaceae.